This is a messenger RNA of Parasteatoda tepidariorum (common house spider), 2041 nucleotides long. It is a transcript of the gene Hsp60A, whose product is annotated as Heat shock protein 60A. The record is from RefSeq and is a predicted model, not a curated record. Gene Ontology annotation, biological process: protein refolding. Gene Ontology annotation, molecular function: ATP binding; ATP-dependent protein folding chaperone. NCBI's taxonomy places the organism in Eukaryota, Metazoa, Arthropoda, Arachnida, Araneae, Theridiidae.
AGUAUAAAAAUCUCUAUAAGGUCAAGCCGGCUUUUCUGCGGAACUACUUUACAGACAUACAGACGACCACAUGGUUUUCUUGACGCCCUUGAUAUCGUUACAGUAGCAUCUACCGGCUCAUUAAAUUUUUGACUCUUUGUGCUUUUCUUUAAUAUAAAAAUGCAUUUCCAUACUGUUCUUCGUCCUUUGUUGUCAAGAAGAUUGGCUGUAAAUAUCCGAAGACAUUAUGCUAAGGAUAUUAAAUUCGGACCUGAUGUACGAGCCCUUAUGCUUCAGGGUGUUGAUGUACUUGCUGAUGCUGUUGCAGUAACAAUGGGUCCUAAGGGCAGGAAUGUCAUCAUUGAACAGUCAUGGGGAUCCCCAAAAAUAACUAAAGAUGGUGUGACAGUUGCCAAAGCUAUUGAACUUAAAGAUAAGUUCCAGAAUAUUGGUGCUAAGUUGGUUCAAGAUGUUGCUAAUAACACUAAUGAAGAAGCUGGAGAUGGUACCACAACAGCAACAGUCUUGGCUAGAUCAAUAGCCAAGGAAGGAUUUGAAAAAAUUAUUAAGGGAGCUAAUCCUACUGAAUUCAGAAAAGGUGUUAUGAUGGCUGUUGAAAGAGUAGUUGAAGAGUUAAAAUCUAAUUCAAAGCAAGUUACUACCCCUGAUGAAAUCGCUCAGGUUGCAACAAUAUCAGCAAAUGGAGAUAAAGCUAUUGGUGAUUUAAUUUCAGAAGCAAUGAAGAGAGUUGGUAAUGAUGGUGUUAUUACUGUUAAGGACGGUAAGACAUUAACUGAUGAAUUAGAAGUUAUUGAAGGAAUGAAGUUUGAUAGAGGAUAUAUAUCACCCUAUUUUAUUAAUACAGCUAAAGGUGCCAAAAUAGAAUACCAAAAUGCAUUGGUAUUAUUCAGUGAGAAGAAAAUAUCUAGUGUUCAAUCUAUUAUACCAGCUUUGGAACUGGCAAAUUCUAAACGUCAACCAUUGAUCAUUAUUGCUGAAGACAUAGAUGGUGAAGCUCUUAGCACCAUGGUAUUGAACAGGUUAAAAGUAGGACUACAGGUUGCAGCAGUCAAAGCUCCUGGGUUUGGUGAUAAUAGAAAAAGUACACUGCACGAUAUGGCUAUUUCUACUGGUGGCAUUGUGUUUGGUGAUGAUGCCGAUUUGAUAAAGUUAGAAGAUAUCCAGCCACAUGACCUAGGAGAAGUUUCAGAAGUUGUUAUAACAAAAGAUGAUACAUUAUUAUUAAAGGGCAAAGGAGAGAAACAAAAUAUUGAUAGAAGAAUUAGUCAAAUUAAAGAUGAAAUUGAACAAACUACAUCUUCAUAUGAAAAAGAGAAACUUCAAGAACGCCUUGCAAGAUUAUCCAAUGGAGUUGCUUUGUUAAAAGUUGGUGGUUCUAGUGAGUUGGAAGUGAAUGAAAAGAAGGAUCGUGUAAAUGAUGCAUUAAAUGCUACUCGUGCUGCUGUUGAAGAAGGUAUUGUUGCUGGUGGUGGAACUGCCCUGUUGAGGUGUAUUGACUGUUUGAAUACCCUAAAACCUGAAAAUGAUGAUCAAAAAACAGGCAUUGACAUAGUGCGAAAAUCUCUGAAGAUGCCUAUUACACAAAUAGCUGUCAAUGCUGGUGUUGAUGCAGCUGUUGUAACACAAACUGUCCUAAGUAACAAAGGAGAUUUUGGCUAUGAUGCCAUGAAAGGAGAAUACGUUGAUAUGAUCAGUGCCGGAAUCAUUGAUCCAACAAAAGUUGUUCGAACUGCUCUUCUAGAUGCUGCCGGUGUUGCAUCUCUACUAACUACAGCUGAAAGUGUCAUAGUUGAUAUUCCAGAAAAAGAAGACAAAAUGCCUAUGGGUGGUAUGGGAGGAAUGGGUGGCAUGGGAGGUUAUUAAAUAUAAAACUAUAUUAGGAAUUUUAAGACAAUUGACAGAUACUCAGAGAUUAGGGAUCAAGAACAGGUGUUACGAGUAAUUGUGCAUUUUUAAUCAUAACAUUAUCACUGUUCUCAAAAGUCAUGCAUUUUGUUAAUUCAUUGUAGAGCCUUGUAUAAUAAACAAUUUUUUCUAUUAA